CCUUUUUCGCCUCCAUCAGCUUCAGUGUUAUGUGAUCGCUGUCAAAAAUCAUCACACGAUUCCGGUUUUCAGAAUGUUUUACUGAAGUUCGUCCAAAUUUUCUUCGAUUUAUUCAAUAAAUUCAUCCAAAAUGUUGCGGGCGAUUGUUUGCAUAGCGGCCAGAAAUCUUACACGGCCAUCCUGUGUCAGUCGCUUGGCUGCCACCCCGAAGCCGAUCGACAGCCUCAGUGACCUAACUCGCAGCUUUUCCACCCUUCUACGGAUCGGAAAUGCUCCUGGUCAACUGCGAACCCCCUUCACAGUCACCGCUCAAAACCCCAAACCCAGCAUUUCGAACCCGGUCGCUGUUCAGCUGCCACAACCGAACCGUACGGUUAUCAAAUUUUCCAUGCGCAGCGGUAAACGAAAGAGCGUCAAACCGGUCAUGAAGCGAUUCAAGCGGCUCGACUGGGGAGGAUGGAUCCGGACCAAAGCCGGUCGCCACAAGCACAUGUGGAAGAAAUCGGCUGGCCGAAAGCGCCGUCUAAGGCAACACGUGCUGGUCAAUUCGCAGCAGGCAACGCUGCUCGAUAAGAUGGUGACGAAGUACUGGAAGAGACCGCGGCACUACAUCAACGAUCCGUACACGCCGUACCACACGAGGGAGGAAUUCCGCGAAACCAGACGCAAACCGGUGAAAUAUUGAAGCUCAGGGCCUUGGUAUUGUUAGUGGGCGAUUGUAGGCAAUAAAACGGUUUAAGAGGAAAAUAA
Molecule: messenger RNA, 750 nt
Organism: Aedes aegypti (yellow fever mosquito)
Lineage: Eukaryota; Metazoa; Arthropoda; Insecta; Diptera; Culicidae
Gene: mRpL35
Product: 39S ribosomal protein L35, mitochondrial
Exons: 2
Coding region: 131-685 (184 amino acids)
Biological process (GO): translation
Cellular component (GO): ribosome; mitochondrion
Molecular function (GO): structural constituent of ribosome
Source: RefSeq, a predicted model, not a curated record